AUGAAAGAUAUAAAUGACGUCGACUUGGCCAAAUUACCAUCAGCGGUACGGGUGAAGAUCGCUCAAUUGGAUGUGGAGCUAUCUGAAGGUAGGUGUAAAGGCCAUUACAGUAUUUGAUUGUUAGGUGAUAUCACGGAGAAAGGGUAUUGGAAGAAGCGGAACGAGUUGAUCAGCAAAGUCAAUGAAGGGAAGAGUAAUGGAAGGAGAAGACAAAAGAGGUUCACGAGGACCGAGAACCGAUAUCAUUCAGGUGGGCUACUGGUUUUUAGAGGUAGAGAUGCUUAGUAACAUUAGUGGUGUAGUAAGGGAAGAAGAGGCUUUAUUCUUAGGUUAUAUGAACACUGAGGUUAAGGUUAAUAUAAUAUGAAUGAAGUUUUGGAAUUAGCGGAGUAUAGCUUAAGUUAUGGCACAAAAAUCUUUAUAUUAACUUUGAACAGAACGUUUUUUUAAAUAAAACUUUGAAUUUUACAUUAAAUAUCAAUGUUUAGAAGUUCGCCAAGAAGCUGUUCAGAAAGCAUUGGCCGAAUGGUCUAAGGACCAGAAAGACCAGCCCGUGCCGAAGCCAAUGCGCCGAAGAUAUAAUGGCAAGAAGAACGUUGUGAAGCACACUACAGGUAACGAUUCGGUUUUACGAGGCAAUGAGGGUAUAAUUAGUGGUUUUAUGACUUUCUCUAAGGUUAGGAGUAUUGUUAAUGAGCAUUGUUAUAUCAUGCUUGUUUGGGUUUAAAUGCUUCAAAUAGUUUUUCUAAGAAUAUGGUUUAUUCAAUCUCCAAAAAUGCGUAUCUAUCUUGAACUAACAUAUACCAAAAGAACAGACAGUUAGUAUAACAAGGAUGACUAGCUGACCAUGAUUCACUUUCGCUUGUAAACUUUGCUCUAAUUAAUAUACGAAAUGGCGUUUAAAGUAAUGUUUUCACGCGAAGGGGGCGGUUUGUUGGUAUUUACUCUGGUAUUACUUUACUUUUUGCGAUUAAUCCGAAAAAGCGAACUUGGAAUGAUUCACUUUUUGUUUUACCUUCAAAAAGGGACAUUUUGGGUAAUAUUAUACUUGGAAGGGUCUUGGGGUGUAAGUUGAAUGAGGAAUAGUGCUGAUCGUUUUGAGAGUGGUACUAUAUAGUAUCACAAUGGUUUUGAAAUUUAAUAGUACUAUUCUUCAAUUUGUACUAUCUAGGACGUGGUUUGUUAUGCACUACUUUAUAGUAACGAAUGGAUUUUCAAGUGGUACUAUGUAGUACUAAAUUCUAAAUUUUAUUGGUUAGAAGUUUUUCACAUAAAAAUUAUUUUUUAAUUUGAAAAACGCUUUUAUUAAGUUGUUCAAAUAAUUCUGUGCUCCUUGUCAAAGCAUAUUUUUGGAAAAAGGAGGCUCAGAAUUAUUUGAACAACCGAAUAUUUGUUGUAAAAAGCCCCAAUUAGUACCACUUUGUGCAUUUGUUUGGACAGAUCCGUCAUAAUUGAUCCUGGUCACUUGUUUCAAAAACACUUGUUCCAUCCGAUUAGGUCGAGAUUGAUGAACAAAAAAUAGCGGCGGUCAUUAAUUUAAAUCAGUUGGAGGUAGUUAGCUUUAGUGUCCUUCCAAUUCCGAAGUAUUCCAAAGUUUAUUCCCAGAGUUUAUGAGGAACGUUUGCUUGGAAAGUGAAGAGUUUAAGCUUGCUUUCAUAUUAAUCUUACAUUCUUUGAUAUUAUUAUUGGCAGUUUUUUUGGGAAAGCUUAGUUUUUGCGAAUUUUCUCUAGAAGAGCUCUUAUAUCAUGUUUAACUACAGUAUCUAUGGGUGAGAUGCGGGCUGUGUAGGCCCGGCUUUACAAUUGGGUCGGGCCGGUUUUGAGCUAAAGGUGAAACGGGACUGGCCAGAAAGUUGAGUCUGAAAUUGGGGAUUGAAAUGUAGGUCCGGACCCAAAAAAAAUUAUGUAAGUGCUGGGCCAUGCCGGGUUUAAUAUUUUUCUGGCUGGGCCGGGCCGGUCUGAGAAAUAAAUUAACGGGUCGGCGCGUCUUGUGUCUCACCACUAACAGUACAUAUCUCAAUUGAGUGUUUUACAAAAACUACAAGCUUGGCUAGUUUUUGCUUUUUUUGAUUUAUUUACUUUAUAGGGUCUUUGUCAUUAAUUGUUUUGUAAAAUACGAAAGAAGAAAUAUUCAGCUCUUCAAAUUAUUAUGUUUACAAGGAAAGUACCUAACCUGCAACUCUUAGAAUUAGCUCAAAAUUUUUAUACGGAUUCUUUGUAGUACCAGUAGUACAUAUAAAAAAUAUUAGCUUGCGGUUUUAAGCUUUAAAAUUAAUAUAUUUAAAUUUCCCGCCAAUUUGGCAAAGUUGGCAUUGUGUUGCAAGCACUUUUUUUGAUGUUCCAGAUAAGAUAGCCUUACAAAUUUAAAAUUGCAGGUUCAUUUGAAGAUUUUAUAUCAUUGUAUUAAAGAAAAAUAGUUAAAAGUCAAAAAUUAACAAAGUUAAAAGCUUGAAACACUAUGCCAAUUUGGCGGGAAAUUCAAAACGCGAUUUUUUGAUCUCGAUUUUCUCAAGACGGGCCGCAAACCGCAACUUAGAAUUUAGCAUAAGAUCUUACAUUUAGAUGAUCUUUCUAUAAAACAAAUUUGAACGAAAUCUGAGCGUUGCAUGUCGGGUACCUUCCUUGUUAGUGAAUUGAAUGAGAUUGAAUAUGCACAAAGCUUUAAUUAACAAAUGUCAACUUUUUAUAAAAAUUAUUGAAUCAAGUAACGAUCAUUUUUAUGUACAUUCAGCUGUUUUGAUUGGACAUAUGUAAGCAAAUACACAUUGACAUAGGGCUUAAAUAUAAAUCGAACAUAGAUUACUUUAUUAUAUCAAAAAGGCGUCUUAACUAAAUGUUGAUUCCGGCUGGCCAAUCGCUGUUAUUGAUCCCCUUUGACCGCUGUCCUCUUGUCGUGCUGGGGAACGUACGUGGGGCAGAAUGCUAAAUGCUUCGCCUUCUGAACCACGUACGUUCGCAAGGUAGGACUUAAAGGUUGCGCUUGUGCAUGGUCGAACUCCUAGUGCCAAAAAGGUACUUGUUGAUUUUUAAGAACUAGUGCCUUUUAAUAGCUGAGUCAUCAAAAUUUGAAGUUUAAAACCCCUGCCCUUAAGACUCUCACUUUAAACCUUUGUCACCCGAAAAGCUCGAUAAAUAUGACAAUUUGAGGCAACAAAGUGAAUAUUCAAAUGUUUCCGCGCAUUCCCGUUUGAUUUCUUUUGUGAUUGAAAUCCGAGAGGGCGAGGGAAUGUAUGGACUGGCCCUUUCUCUUCGUCCCCCCCCCCUUUCUCAACCGAUUGGGUUUCGCCAAAAGAAAGGCACUUUUAAAGUUUUUCCAAGGCUGGAGGAGAUGGCUGACUGGUCGCAUGGGGUUGCCAUCGGAACGUUUUGGUAUUUAUGGCAUUUACGACGUGAUUACUGUUUUCGUAUUCAAUUUUUGUGUUAGUUUUGGGGGUGUAUUGGUUGAUUUUGAUUUUUUAAAAGCUUGAUGACUUUGACAGCUUUUGAAAGAUAAAAUUUGUUUUUUUUUGGGAAUAGUAGUGACCAUAAGGCCUGUUGCUGCUGUUUAGUAUCUUUUAAAAGUUUUUUUACUUAUAAUCCUGAAAGUUUUCUUCCAUUGUAUCGUCCGUUUUCUUUAAAAAACAACUUUUUUAAUUGGAAUUCAGCUUUUUUCAAAUUCCUAGCUUGAAACUUGUUAAAAUGCUCUAAAGUACACGUUACAAACCGUCAAAAACGGCUCACGAGAACAAUAAAUGCGCGGUAUAAUCCUUUGUAUUUGAUUGUUGAGAAGCCAAAACAAAUACUUUAGAUGUUUCUGAAUGAGGUCCAGCCUAAGACUCUCUCCAGCACGUACUUUUCAUACUGUAAGGUCGAGCUUUUUGUAGUUUUUUGCAAAAAAAACAGAAAAUUUUGUGUUUUGAUUCGAUGCAUCAUGCCGGGGCAAAAUGUUUUUGAUAGUUUUAAAGUCUUUGGCCUUUAAACCAAGUGAACGUAAAUAAUCCUAGGCAACUUACCUUAAGAUCAUCUUUACUAGUGCAAAUCAUAAAAAGUGAUAUUUGAAGUACAAACGUUUUCAAAACUAAUAGCUCUAGUACGUAGAACAACAUCAAUACUCUUUCAAAUUCAAGAUAGAACAAAAUUAAUAUCUCUCAAAGUACAAGGUAGAACCACAUUAAUAUCUUUUCAAGUACAAGAUAGAACAAUAUUAAUAUCUUUCCUAGUAAAAAGUAGGCCAACAUCCAUUACCGCCCGUCUUUAUCAUUCACUUUUCAGACAGCAGCAGCUCGGACGACGAUGACGAAGACUCGACCACGAUAGAAAGUUCGUUGGACAGCCGAACGGAAAUGGGCAUUCAAGUCAAGGAUAAUGACCUCAGGGCACACAAAACGACGGAAAACGAAAAAGAGCUGGUAUGUUGAGUUUGAUACUUUCGACUUUCGGAAUGGGCUCAGAUGGGGGUAAUCAGGACCCGAUCCGUUUAUGUUGAUAGUAAAAGCUUAUGGGUUAUAUAUGUCGAAUAUUGGCUCGUAUUUCAAGAGUUUUUGCGUUUUAUGGCCUAGGUUGUAAUAUUAGGUUGUUCAAAUAAUUUUGUGCCCAUUUUGAAGCAACGUUUUAGGGUUGAGGGGCAGAAUUAUUUGAACAAUCUAAUAUUUUUUAUUUUUGUUAACAUUAUGGAUGGUUUAGCACAAAACUAUAGAAUUUAUUGCACAGUGCAAUACACAAAGCCCCUCUUCACAAAUUAUCCAAUAACUUUCGAACCGCUCAACCAAAUAUUUUAAAAUUUUAGCCCAAAAGCCCUGAUAUCCAAGACUACGAGCCUCUGGUCGAGAUCUCCUCCCCCGAGCCUCCACCUCGGCAAGAAUCCAUUCAGAGAAGCGAAAUCGACCAAAAGCCCACGGCUCCGCCACGGUGUGCGUCGGUUAUUGUCGAGGAUCAGAAGCCAGACAACGAUUCCAUCUACAUCAACACUCUUUCGGUGAGAGACGAGCAGGAGAACGGCCAAGAGGAUUAUGCCAACACCGUAGUUCGUAAGUUAUUCAUGUUUGUAGGCCUAAUACUAGCGAUGUUGUAGUAGGUGUAAGGCAAACUUGAAUAGAAAGUUGAGUGAACGACUUUUUGGUGUAUUAGGGUUAAACUUUAUGGUGUUUUAGAUAGAAACAAAGCCAAAAAUUAUUGUUUAAAAAUAUUUUUGCAAAAAAAGUUGCAAGGCCUAGUCAAACAAAGGCUAAAGAAUUGUUUUGGCACAUUAAAAUACCCAUUUAAACCUGAAAGAUCAGCUUUUUGCCAAGACCAUUAACUUUGUUUUUAACCUGCCAUUCCAAAACCCCAAACCGCUUUGAUGGCCCAAUCCCAAUUGUAAUGUUAUUAAGUGUUUUAAACCGGCUUAAUGAGGUCUCACGUCAAUUAUGAUUUUUUUGCAGAGCCGAAAGCGAUCAAAGUCUCGGAGAAGAUCCAACAGCUGCUGCUUACACUUCAGGUCGGUGGAACGGUUUUGCUUUUUUUCGAAAAGACUAACUAUUAGGUGCUAAUUAUAAGCCGUUGUUUUGCGAAAGAGUUAUUAGUAGUCGGUGGAGGACAGGCGGGGCCCUCGGGGGGAGUUUGAGGGGAAUUAGACACGUUUAUGAGGAAAGAGGACAUAUCACAGACAGUUUGGUUGUUGUUAGAAUGCCACCACCGUCGCGGCCUCAUCCCCGCUCCAUCAGUAAUCACGGGCCUCAGAUCCGGCACUCGGUGUGUGUCAGCCACCCCCUAAAUGCCAUACCUUUGUUGCCGCCGUCGAUCGGCGAUGCCUCCGCCUUUCCGAUGCUGGAUCUGGCCGAACACUACCGAAAGACAUCGCAUCAACCGGUCGUGAGGGUGGCGACCUCCCCAUCUCAACCAUCCUCAGCUAGUGUCUCUAGGAACUCUAGCUUUGCUAAACAAUAUAAUCCGACGAGGUAUCAACGAGUUAAGCCUGUGGUUAACAGGGUGGCGCCUAGGAGAAGGUCGGUGCCGGUGAAACCACAAGAUCUUGCCUCAAGCUUGCCUAAGAAUGAUCUACCUAUACCUCGACAUAAAAUAUCUUCCGUCUCUGCCAAUAUUCCGAUCAGAUCAGUAGGACUUGAGGGUAAUGUGUCUCCUGUUCCUUCGUCGUGUGUACCAACAUCUUCUAGUCAUUUAACACAUUCACAGAGUACUCCUAUUCAUAAUGUUGUCUCUCCUACAGUGUCAUCUGGUGUUUCGUCCUACGCCUCUCAGUUACCAUAUCCUUCUUCUCCUGAUGUCCCAAUAAGUUCAAAUGGUCACAAUACACAACUACCGGGUACUUCUAAUACUACGGAUGCCUCAACUAAAUCUACUCAAUCACCGAAUAAAGCACCUACAUCUUCAGCUGUUUUCCAAGCUACAACACAGCCUGUUUCAUCGUCAACCACCCAAUUACCUACUCAGAUGUCUUCAGGUUCAUUUCCAAUAUUUUCGUCAUCCGUAAGCCCAUUACCUAUAGUGUCAUCUCCAUAUUCAUCUAGAAGAACUACUCCUUCUGUAACUCCAUCUGCAAGUUAUCACAAUCGAAAGGACGUUAAUACCCUCAGGAUACGAAAUAAAACUUGUUCAGUUUCUCCAAGUCUUUCCAGAAGAGAGGAUUCUGAAUCCAGAAUAUCAACUAAUACAGCGAUUAAUAUAGUACCGAAUGAUACUGAAAAGAGUAUGUCAGAGGGUGAUAGACAAAAGGAAGAGCAAAGGUCGAUGACACAGUCGUGUAACCUUCCAGAAGACCACGAGGUCAAUAGGAAUAGUCAUGUAGGGUCUGUCAAACUUAAUAACAGCGUAACCAGUAGCUCCAAACUUAAGUUAUCCAGUAGCCAGGUUGAUCUAGCAGAUCCUCAGACAUCUGUGUACCUUCAAGAAGAUAUUCCAUUUGCUUCAGCGGUUCCAGAACCCUUUAACAAAAGCAGCUCGUACGAUAGAGUAUGUGAUUUUGUUAUCAGUUCUACAGUCGAUUCUGAAAAUUUAAAACAACUUGAGAACCUUUAUGAAGCGACGACCAACAACUAUAACAUCAACAGUAACAUGGCCAAACUCUCGGCCAACAAAAAGAGGGUCCGCUUUGGGAAUCGGCCUGAAAAGCUGGCCGGAUCCUUCAUUCUGGACCUCUACGAUCCGUCGCGGAUCGAGCGUCAGCGAGAGCAGAAUCUCGACUCGAGCCGACGCCUUCUGAACGACGUCGUAGGGCUGGAGAGUGUGCACGAUAGUCUGAACACCAUCAAGGUGGUGGGGUCGCUAAAAGUGGGGCUGAGGCGGAUCAGACUGACCGAGGUCCCGGGGAUCGCCGAUAUUUUGAUUCGAAAUAUGCAUAAACAACGUUUCUCAUUGCAGAGGCCACGCAAAAAACCGCUACAGGAGUAUUACAACGACGACGACGCCGAGCUCGAAGGUGGGUCUGGGAAGGCUUUUGGUGUUUUUGAAUUUCUAUUUUUUUGGGGAGUUUAAAAUAUUUUUUUUUGAAUUUUAUAACUGAAAAAACGUCUUUAUUUUUUAAAAAGAUUUUAAAACUGGGCGUUUUCUGCUAAAAUUUAAUUUUCUAAAAUUUCGAAAUUAUAGCGCCAUAAGUUUUGAUCUUUGUUACCUAAAUUUCGAAAUUUGCCGAUUUGAAAGACAAUUUUUGGCUUCUUUUUUAAAAGUUUGACCUUAUAUUUGAUUAUUUUGAAUUUUAAAUUAUAAUAUUAAAUUUUAAACUUUUAUUACCUAAACUAAAUAUCAAAUUUUAACUAAACUGCAAUAAAUAAUGGCAUGUCAUUACCUUAACCUGAACAUAAAACAAUGCAAUUUCAGCUAUGGCCAAAAUAGUGGACCCAAAUGCCCCAAAGCCUGAGGGUUCAAUUGUUUUGCCGGUCAGAGGCGAGUUCCCAAAAGAAUUCCAACAGACUGGAUCGGCGCCACGAAGCGUGGAUUCGGUCCUUCAGAAGCAUGCUCAAACCCAACCCAAAGCUGUAGCGGCCGCGAUUUUAGAUCAAAAUGGAAAACUGAACACUAACAUCACUUACAGUAAGAUUAUCUUGACAUAGAUUCAUGUUUUUGGUGAUUUUAGAGGAUUUCCAUAUAAUUUGUUACCUAAAAUGUGAUGUAAACUUGAUAAUUUUAAAAUUUAGAUCACAAAUGUUACCUAAAACUUUAAAUACUACGUUUCUAAACCGUCAAUUUAAGGUAAAUUAUUUUCCCGCGCCCAAAAGGUAGCCCAUAUGUUAACCACCAAGCAGAUCAACAUGAUAAACGUGAAUGGCCAAAAGGAAAAGGUACCACUAUGUCGAGUAGGCGACUGUGUAGGACUAGUCUACCCAAACAUUGAACCUCUGGCCUUCCUCUGCGCCUACUAUGGUUGUCUGCUCGCUGGAAUGGUACCAGUACCAGUCGACAUCCCUACAGUACGAAGAGAUGCUGGUACUCAACAGUACGGCUUUCUCCUGGGAUCCUGUGGAGUUUCAGUAGUUCUGACUUCAGAAUCCUGCUACAAAGCCCUUCCUCGAAUGGGUACAGCAGCAUCAUCGUCAACAACAUCUACAGCGUCAGCCGUGUCAUCUGGCUACGCCACAAACACAACUUCAUCUGGAGGCUCGAACGGUGUUGUAUCUCCAUCAUCCUCAAUAUCCGGCAUAGGAAACAGCUCUACGAAAGACCCAAACGACAUAUUCGAGUUCAAAGGAUGGCCGAAGCUACAGUGGAUCGUGACAGAACAUCUCCAGAAGCCCUCCAAAGACUUCACGCUACCGUCCUUCAACAAUCCAGAAGACACAGCGUACGUUGAGUGUAGCACAGACAAGGAAGGCGGAGUGAAGGGAGUUUGUGUCUCCAGACAAAGCAUGAUAUCACACUGUAGGGCACUAGCUGCCGUCAUGGGCUACACGGAAGGAGAAACCAUGAUAUCGUUGCUGGACUUCAAGAAGGACGUGGGAUUGUGGCAUCUCAUCACGGUAAGCUUCUGAAGUCGAUUUUUUGGUUUUUAGAUAAGUGUUACCUAAACUUAAAUUUUUAUGCAUAAUUGACGUUAAAAUUUGUUUUUUAUACUUAAUGUUAUCUAAAAUAUCAAAUUUCUCACUAAAAUGGAAUUCAGAGUUGAAUUUUCAGGCCAUUUACUGUGGAAUGCGGAUCAUCUUCGUCCCCUACAGCCUAAUGAAGUCCAGCCCAAGCCUUUGGCUAACUCAUGUAGCAAAGACAAAGGCCGCCGUCGUGCUUUUGAAAUCUCGAGAUCUACAUUGGAGUCUGAUGGCAGCACAAAGAGAGACCAAAGAUAUUGUUUUAGACACGGUCCGGGCCAUUAUUGUAGCCGAUGGAUCGAAUCCAUGGUCACUGUCCUCUUGCGACCAAUUCCAAACCAUAUUCGCAUCUAAAGGUCUCCAACCAAAUACCAUCUGUCCGACGUCAGGAGCUCCAGAAACUGGCACGGUGUCCAUCAGAAGGCCAUCGUUGGGCACGGGGUCCAAUUCUGGGCAUGGAACCUUGUCGAUGUCAGCUUUGAGUCAUUCUGUGGUCAGAGUCAGUCCACAGAAUUCUUUGAAUUCGUUGACACUUCAGGUAAUUUCAAAAUAAUUUAAUUUCGAAAAGUCCAAAUUUCAAAAAAUUUUAAAUUUAAACAAAACUUUUCUUUGCAGGACUCAGGUACCGUAAUCCCCGGUGGAAUGACAGUCGUAGUCAAGAUGAAUGGCGCUCCAAAAGUCUGUAGAACAGAUGAAGUAGGCGAGAUCUGUCUUCAUGCUCCAUCUACAGCUUCAUGUUACUACGGUCUGAAGGGGAUAUCAUCUCAGACCUUCCAAGUCAAUCCCUUAUCACCUGAUGAGAGGGUACUUGGAGCCAUUCGUUAUGUUAGAAGUGGCCUCAUCGGAUUCUUAGGACCAGAUGGUCUGAUAUUCAUCAUUGGGAAUAGACAAUCGAUCAUGAAUGUGUCAGGAAAACAGUACAGUGCGGACGACAUCAUAGCCACAACCUUAUCAGUAGAACCGCUCAAGUUCAUCUACAGAGGCCGUGUAGCCGUCUUCAGCGUGCCUGUGUUGCGUGACGAAAGGAUCGUGGUAAUCGCUGAACAAAAACAAGAUGUAACCGAGGAAGAGUCCUUCAAUUGGAUGGUGCGAGUGCUACAGGCGGUGGACUCCAUCCAUCAGGUCGGUAUCUACUGUCUUAUCUUGGUAGCACCUAAUCAGUUACCCAAAGCAUCGUUGGGAGGAGUUCAUGUAGCCGAAACACGACAAAGAUUCUUGGACGGAUGCCUCCACCCGGUCACGCUACUGAUGUGUCCUCAGAAUUGUGUUCUGAAUCUACCACGCCCUCGAGAACCUCAACAGAACGAUGUCGGCCCAGCUGCCAUGUUUGUAGGGAACAUCGUACAAGGCGUCAGAAUCGCGAGUGCUGAAGGCCGUGCUCUGACGAUGGUGCCAGAUGAGCCACUAUACCUCGUGGAUACGUUAAGAUUGCGUGCUCAACAGCAUCCAGACCACGCUUUGUACAGCCUCGUUAACUCGAAAGGGGCAGAGGUCGAGACGAUAACGUGCUCCCAGCUGUGGAGAAAGGCAGAGAGAAUCGGGGCUCUGCUACUGGACAAGGGACAUCUGAAUCCGGGAGAUCACGUAGCCUUGAUCUUCGCUCCAGGACUCGACUUGAUCUGCGCCUUCUAUGGCUGCUUGGCUGUGGGACUAGUACCGGUUUGUAUCCGAGCACCAUCCCUUCAGAAUCUCCACAAUUCUCUGAUCACCGUGCGAAUGGUUGUAGACGUCUCCAAGUCUGUAGCAUUGUUGAGUACGGCUCCGAUGAUCAAGAUUCUGAAGAGCAAAGAAGCAUCGCACCGUGUGAGUACAAAGGCGUGGCCAACAAUUUUGGACAUUAACGAUACACCGUCGUCUUCUGUGGCACGGAAGAAGAAUCAGCAGGUGGAUCAGCAGCUGAUGGCGCUAAGGAGUCCUAAAGAUCCAUGUUAUUUGGUAAGUGAAUGGAACUAUAUUGUAGUAGAUGAAAACUACAUUAUUGUUGUUUGAAGUCACUUUGACACAUUGAUAUUGCUGAUGAAAUUAUAAAUUUGGUUUCAGGACUUUGCCGUGAGCACGACCGGUCAAUUGGCUGGAGUUGUGAUCACCCACGAGGCCAUAAUCCAACAAUGUAAAAGUCUGAAGGUAGCGUGUGAACUGUACCCCUCAAGACACGUCGUCCUCUGUCUGGAUCCAUAUUCUGGCCUCGGCUUCAACCUGUGGUGCUUGUUAGGCGUCUACGCUGGCCAUCGUUCCACACUGAUCCCGCCUUCAGAAGUCGAACUGAAUCCAUCACUGUGGCUGAACAUCGUAUCACAACAUCAGGCUCGUGACACCUUCUGUUCCUACAGUAUUCUGAAUCUCUGUGUACGUGAACUGGCUACACAAGUCAAUAUUCUGAAGGAGAAGAACGUCACGCUCAAUUCUCUACGCAACUGUGUUAUCGUAGCCGAGGAACGACCACGAUACGCACUGUGCCAAGCCUUCAUCAGACUGUUCAGACCCCUAGGCUUAAACGGACGAGCAGUAUCAACAUCGUUCGGCUCCAGAGUGAACACGGCCAUCUGUCUACAAGGUGCGUCGAGUCCAGACCCCUUCACCGUCUACGUGGAUUCACGAGCCUUGAGGAACGACCGGGUCACGUUGGUCGAGAAAGGCGCGCCACACUCGAUUCCAUUGAUGGAAUGUGGCAAACUCUUACCUGGAGUCAAGGUGGUCAUCGCCAAUCCAGAAACCAAAGGUCAAUGUGCUGAUUCUCAUUUGGGCGAGAUCUGGGUGGCUUCUGGCCACAACGCUGCCGGCUACUUCUCCAUCUUUGGCGACGAGAAUCAGACUCACAGCGAUCACUUCAGGUCGAAGUUGAGGACUGGAGACACCACCACGGUCUACGCAAGGACAGGAUUCUUGGGAUUCUUGAGGCAAACUGAAGCUAUCACUGCUGAUGGAGGUAAGGCUAAAAUAAUAUUGUAGAGCACAUAGGAAAAAUAAAUUUAAAAAAUAUGAAAGAUAUAAAAGGGUACAAUUUUAAGGUUCGAAUUGAAAAUCUCAAAAAAAAAUUUUUUAUAAAGGAAAUUUUGGGCGCAACUCGAGUUAUGAAUUUGCAGGCUGCGGAAACAAUUUAUACGAUUUAAAUUUAGAUUAUGAAAAAUCGAAUAAUGACAUCGAUAUCUCUCUGCUUUUAAUGUGUUUUUUAAAGGCUUUUUGAAGUUUUUGAAGCAUAAUAUUCAAAAUCACCUCUAAUUAUCGUGUUUUAGAGCUACACGAUGCUGUAUUUGUGGUCGGUGCAUUGGAUGAAACUCUGAUGCUACGAGGGAUGAGGUAUCAUCCUGUAGACAUUGAAACUUCAGUAUGCAGAGCUCACAAACGAAUCGUUGAAAGGUAUGUUAACAUAGCGUUUUUAGUCAAUUUAACCUUUGGGUUUUGAUAUUGAAGAUAAUAUUAAUAUGUACAACAUUGAAAUUUUCUGUAUGGUAACUUUUAUAUAGUGUAUUACCUUCAUAUUUUAGUAUACUUCGUCUUAUUUUUACUUAAGCAUUGCCAUUUUUUAGUGCCGUCUUCACCUGGACUCACCUUUUGGUGGUCGUAGCGGAAACUGAUGCUCCAGAAUCAGAAGCCCUCGACCUUGUACCAGCCAUCACUUCUCGAGUACUGGAAGAUCAGCAUCUGAUUGUGGGUGUGGUAAUGAUUGUCGACGCCCAUACCAUCCCCAUCAACAGUCGUGGCGAGAAACAGAGAAUGCAUCUUCGAGAUUCGUUCUUGAAGGACCAAUUGGACCCCAUUUAUGUCGCCUACAACAUGUAG
This is a messenger RNA of Bursaphelenchus okinawaensis, 12770 nucleotides long. The record is from the annotation of a GenBank genome assembly. NCBI's taxonomy places the organism in Eukaryota, Metazoa, Nematoda, Chromadorea, Rhabditida, Aphelenchoididae.